Molecule: messenger RNA, 730 nt
Organism: Amborella trichopoda
Lineage: Eukaryota; Viridiplantae; Streptophyta; Magnoliopsida; Amborellales; Amborellaceae
Product: thioredoxin H-type
Source: RefSeq, a predicted model, not a curated record
AGAUUAACAUUUAGUACUUGUUUUCAUUUGUCCAUCUCCAAUCCCCCACAAAAAUUUCACUCAAAAGAAAUGGGUGCUGAGGUAUCCAGAAACCAUGCCUUUGGACAAAACUCCUAUCAUGUUGCGUACCCAAAAAGACAGGACUCGAAUCCUGUUGCCUUCCUUAAAAAACAGGGCCCCAAACCUGUUCUCACUUUCCACAAAUCGUCCGAAUGGAGGGCUUAUUUUGAGACUACUAAGAGCUCUAAGAAACUGAUAGUGAUUGAUUUUGGCGCAGCAUGGUGCGGACCCUGUCGAGUCAUGGAGCCCUUCUAUAAGGAACUUGCUACCAAAUUUCCUGAUGUUGAGUUUGUGAAGCUUGAUGUGGAUGAACUUAUGGAUGUUGCUGAUGAAUGGGAAAUACAAGCAAUGCCAACUUUUAUUCUGGUUAAACAAGGAAGGGUGGUUGAGAAGGUGGUGGGUGCAAGGAAAGAUGAUCUUGCAAUGAAGGUUGAGAAGUAUAGGCUCUGAAAAAUGUUACUCCUUCCCAAUCUUGCUAGAGCCCUAAUGCCUAUGGUUAAGGGCCCUUUUUUGAAUGCUGAGGGCUCCUACGUGACACAGAAUAAUGAGAGGGAUGGUUGCAUGGUUGAAGGUUUUCUUUACACUUGGGCUUAGCCAUGUCAAAUCAGUAGAGGCUUGUAGAAUUUACUUCUUUGUAAUAAAGUGGUGAUACAUGUCAAAUUUAACCUUU